Helianthus annuus (common sunflower) is the source of this 546-nucleotide messenger RNA. RefSeq names its product DNA-binding protein HEXBP-like. Bases 1 to 546 code for a protein of 181 amino acids. Gene Ontology annotation, molecular function: nucleic acid binding; zinc ion binding. The record is from RefSeq and is a predicted model, not a curated record. The transcript has a single exon. NCBI's taxonomy places the organism in Eukaryota, Viridiplantae, Streptophyta, Magnoliopsida, Asterales, Asteraceae.
AUGAAGUUUUGUACGGAGUUUGUGCAAACCGAAAGAAUGAAGAUUAAUCGCUUUUACGGCAAACUGAAGGCGGAAUUCAGGGAAUUCAUCACUCCCUUGAAAUGUGAAACCCUUGAUGAGCUUAUUAAUCUGGCGCGGGAUAGAGAAAUAGAAAUCAAGAGGCAAGAAGAACGUGGUGAAAAGAGACCAAAUGAAAAGAGUGGAAGUUCGACUCCGAAUAAAAAGGGGAAGUAUCAAGAGCAAGGAAGAAAGGAUAAGUCGAAGAGUGGUAUCACGCCUUGCAAGACUUGUGGAAAACUACAUACGGGGGAAUGCUUGUUAGGCAAAAAGGGAUGCUAUAAAUGUGGUAAAGAAGGGCAUUCGUCUUAUCAAUGUCCAACUAGCCCGAAGACUUGCUUCAAUUGUUUCGAAAAGGGGCAUAUCAAAUCUGAAUGCCCAAAACUUCAACAAGAGUCGAGAAAAGAAGAUAAGAAGCAAGAAGGUUCUAGGCCAAGGGGAGAAUGUUCCAAAUUACAUCCGAAGAAGCCAAGUCUCACCCGAAUGUGA